Fusarium sp. VM40 is the source of this 1233-nucleotide messenger RNA. Lineage: Eukaryota; Fungi; Ascomycota; Sordariomycetes; Hypocreales; Nectriaceae. The record is from the annotation of a GenBank genome assembly.
AUGGACAGAUUUGGCCGCCGCUUCAAUGAUCCCCCCCGCCGCUCUAAUGAUAAUGCCGAUGAUGCAGAGGAGAUGCAAAACCCAGAACAUCCAGACGACUGCUCUUGUUUUGAUGAAAUUGCCGAUGAUGCGGAGGAGAUGCAAAACCCAGAACAUCCAGCCGACUGCCUUUGUGCAAAUUGUGUAACUCGACAUCAACUUCGAAAUCAGGACCGAAUGACCACUUUGGCUCACCAGCUUGAUCAGUCAUUGAAUAUUCUGGACAGAGAGCGUACAUCUGCCUCGGUUACUCCGCAGAGACCAGCAGGUCCGAGGCCAUCACGGUCCCUUCCUCUGCUAUCGCCGCAGCCUACUCGAGACCUCUACCUACAUCCAAUACUUGGUCAGUUUGACGGGACAGCUGGAUCGUUACCGUAUCAGACAUUGCCAUUAGGUAUUCAAUAUUGGCUACCUGCUACACAGCAGUAUGCGGAAUUAGGUGCACAGAACGAACAUGCCCAGCCUGGGCCCUCAAGACCUGCUCCGAAUCGGUUGCCUGCUAUUCCCCCAAAUCACCCACUGGAAUAUCCUCCUCCAUCAUAUGAAACACAGGAGCGAAAUGGUCAAAAUAGGCAUAUUCCUUCACCGCGUCCAACACAUGACCAAAGAAGGUAUUCCCAGCCACAGCGUUCAGGCGGUGGAAAUCCAGAUCUCCAUUUUAGGGGCAUACGGCCUGCUCCGUAUGAGCUUCCACCCGCUAUGACACGGCAUUUUGUUUCAGGUGGUAUAAAUAACUUCCAUGCGCCGGUUAGGCCAUCACCUGCUCCGACCGGAUUUCCACCUGCUAUACCACAAUAUGUUGGUUCAGGUGGUCGAAAUAGCUCCCAUAUGCCGGCUAGGACAUCGCCUACUCCAACUGGCUUUCCGCCUGCUAUACAUCAACAUUUUGUUCCAGGUGGUCAAAAUAACUCCUAUGUGCCGACUAGGCCAUCGCUUGCUCCGACUGGAUUUCCACCCACUACACCACAUUAUGCUGGUUCAGGUGGCGAGAACAAUUUCCAUGUGCCGACUGGACCGCCACCUGUAUUGCAACAGCAUAGGGGAAAUGGUGGACAAUCUGGGUUCGCUCAGACUGGAUAUCCAUGGGCAGUUCAGUCUUCGGUGACAACGGGAGUGCAAGCCAAUCGGGGCAAUGCCGUGACCCAAAACGAGGAGGAGAAGGAUGACUUCGCGAUCGAUAGCGAGGAGGAGUAG